Erythranthe guttata (spotted monkey flower) is the source of this 2723-nucleotide messenger RNA. RefSeq lists its product as uncharacterized. The record is from RefSeq and is a predicted model, not a curated record. Lineage: Eukaryota; Viridiplantae; Streptophyta; Magnoliopsida; Lamiales; Phrymaceae. Gene Ontology annotation, cellular component: eukaryotic translation initiation factor 2B complex. Gene Ontology annotation, biological process: biosynthetic process. Gene Ontology annotation, molecular function: guanyl-nucleotide exchange factor activity; translation initiation factor binding; translation initiation factor activity.
CAUAAAAUUUUGCUGGGGAUUGACUCGUAUUUUUUUUUUGGCUUUAGGAUUUAUCAGUAUAUGUACCUUGAACCUAUUUAUGAAAAUUUAUUAUCAGAAAUUAAAAGAGGCCGUAGAAAAUAAGAGGGUUUUAGGAAAAGAGAGAAUUCUUUUAGACGCACUCGUGUUCACCGGAAUCGGACUUUUCUGAUAAUCGGUCCACAGCAAAGAGUGAACACAGGUUCCCCACGGCGGCGGCGGCGCGUGCGGGAAAGAAAAUGGUGGUGAAGAAAGGGAACAGAGGCGGAAUGGGAGGGGAAGAUGCAGAGGAGGAAUUGAAGCGUGACCCCCUACAGGCCAUCCUGUUGGCCGAUAGCUUUGCCACUCUCUUUCGUCCAAUUACCUUGGAACGCCCUAAAGUACUCUUACCGAUAGUUAAUGCGCCUAUGAUUGACUAUACCUUAGCAUGGCUUGAAUCUGCCGGAGUUGAAGAAGUUUUUGUGUUUUGCUGUGCUCAUUCCAAGCAAGUGAUUAACUAUUUGCAAAACUCCGAUUGGUUUGAUCAGCCGAACUUUUCUGUGACUACAAUAGAAUCAUACAAUUCAACAAGUGCUGGAGAUGCUCUGCGAUUGAUAUAUGAAAAGAAUGUGAUAAAUGGAGAUUUCAUCCUUGUUACUGGAGAUACAGUGAGCAACAUGUCACUUACACAGGCACUUAAAGAACACAAGGAGAGGAGAAGAAAAGACAGCAAUGCAGUUAUGACCAUGGUCAUUAAACAGUCAAAGCCAUCUUCUAAAACUCAUCAAACUCGUCUUGGAACAGAGGAGCUGUUUAUAGCAAUUGAUCCAGAUACAAAGCAGCUCCUGCAUUACGAGGAUAAGGCUGAUACGUUGAAAGGGACAGUCUCUCUGGACAAGGGAUUGUUGAUUGAAAAUUCAUUUGUAUCACUCCACAAUGAUAAGCAGGAUUGCUACAUUGACAUAUGCUCCCCAGAGGUUUUAAGUCUUUUUACAGACAAUUUUGACUACCAGCAUUUACGUCGUCACUUUGUCAAGGGGUUACUUGUUGAUGAUAUUAUGGGUUACAAGAUUUUCACCCAUGAAAUUCAUUCAAGUUAUGCGGCUAGGAUUGAUAAUUAUCGGAGCUACGACACCAUCAGUAAAGACAUAAUACAGAGGUGGACUUAUCCUUUGGUUCCUGAUGUUCAGUUCUUUGGGAAUUCUGUGGCAAAGCCUGAAAGACAGGGAACAUAUCGUGCAUCAGACGUAGGACUAUCACGUUUUGCAAAAAUCGGCCCUUUUACUGUAAUUGGAAGUGGUACCACAGUCGGAAGUUACACCGAAGUAUCAAAUUCCGUCAUUGGAGAAGGUUGUAUAAUUGGAUCAAAUGUUUCAAUUGAUGGGUGCUAUAUUUGGGAUAACGUUACCAUUGAGGAUGGCUGUAAAUUAAAGCAUGCAAUAGUAUGUGACGGGGUGAUAAUCAAGUCCGAAGCAGUUCUUGAAGCUGGUGUUGUUUUGUCUUUCAAGGUCGUAAUUGGACAAGGGUUUGUUGUACCUGCUUACUCAAAGGUUUCUCUACUUCAACAGCCUGUCAAACAAGACAGUGAUGAAGAGCUGGAAUAUGCUGAUAACAACAGUGGACCCAUAGAAACUACAUCAAUUUCUAAUACACCUGAGUAUUUUGAGGACGAGUUGAAGACCGAGUUAUCUGAUUCGCAAAUGCAAGCUGUAUCCGAGGUUGGUAAUGGUGGGCUUGGCUUUAUUUGGUCGGUUAGUGAGGGAGCACAUGAAGAUGAAUGGAGGCAUUCAGUAGCACCAAUACCCGUAGAUCGACUCGUUGAAAUCAUUAAAAAACAGGCUGCUGAACUAGAGAUAUCAAAUGACGACGGCAAUAUUCUUCCACCUUCAGGAGAGCUGGAGCCCAAUUCUAUGAAUGAUUCUGAUGAAGAUGCCAGAGAUGAUGAUGCCCACUUUGAGAAGGAGGUGGAAGCAACUUUUCUAAGGGCUGUAGACGAAAAUGUCAAAGAAGAACAUGUAAUAUUAGAAGUCAAUUCGCUGCGGUUGUCAUACAAUCUUACUGCUACUGAUUGUGCUAGUGCAUUAUUCUAUGCGAUUAUGAAGUUGGCGUUGGAUACUCCACAUGGUUCACCUGGCGAACUUGUUAAAAAUGUUGCUGGUGUGAUUUUGAAAUGGAAUAAGGUUUUGAAGUAUUACCUGGCUAGCAUAGAUGACGAGAUUGAGGUGAUCCAAAAAUUUGAAGAAAUGUGUUUGGACUCUACAGAAUACUCGACGCUUUUUGUUGAGAUUUUGCAUCUUCUAUACGACAAAGAUGUUUUACAAGAAGAUGCUAUACUGAAUUGGGCAUCAGAAAAGGAAGAGGCAGAGGACUCGGAUAAACUUUUUGUGAAGCAAGCAGAGAAAUUCAUCCAGUGGCUGAAUGAGGCAUCAGAAGAAGAAGAGGAAGAGGAGUGACGCAAGUCUGGAUUAUAUAUCUUCAUCUGCUUUCCAGUAUCAGACACUCGGGAAUCUUUGUCAUUUUGUAUACAACGCAUUAUUUUUUAAUUUUCAACAUAGCUUAUUAGUUAGUUUAAUCACUAAUCUCUCUGCCAUUUUGCUAAUGUUUAAAGUUUUGUGAACAGUGAAUCUUGAACUUGAUGAUUUAAAAAGUGCUUGCUAAAGUCCUUUUGGAUUGGUUUAUAUGAAAAAUGUUAGUACCCAAAAAUAAUAAAGAGAGGUUUUGUGCUA